AUGCCAUUAUAUAUGUCUUUACUUGUGGAGCAUUCUUUGAGUCCAUCUAUGAUAAGAGGACAAGGUUAUGAUGGUGCUAGCAACAUGAGAGGUGAAGUAAAUGGUCUUAAGACUUUAAUCAUGAACGAUACUCCGAGAGCCUACUACAUACAUUGUUUUGCUCAUCAACUCCAACUUAUACUAGUAGCCGUUGCUAAAAAAAAUGAUACUUGUGGUUGGUUAUUUGAGAUAUUUGCAAACUUGUUAAAUGUGAUUGGGGUUUCUUGUAAAAGAAGGGACAUGCUUCGACAAAGCCAAGCUCAACAUGUGGCUCAAGCAUUAGAGGUGGGGGAAAUUGAUAGUGGAACGGGUUUGAAUCAAGAACUUGGUUUGAAAAGGCCCGGAGAUACGCGUUGGGGGUCUCAUUUCAAGUGUCUUUUAAAUAUCAUCAACUUGUUUCCUUCUAUUGUUGAUAUACUUGUGUAUAUUGGUAAACAUGGUUCGUCGGAAAACAAGUUCAAAGCUCAAAUUGUUUUAUGCUCAUUGGAGUCAUUUGAUUUUAUUUUUAUGGCUCAUUUGAUGUUGACUAUACUUGGGUACACAAAUGAUUUGUGUGUUGCUUUGCAAAGAAAAGAGCAAGAUAUUGUGAAUGCCAUGGGACUUGUUAAUUCCACAAAAAAUGUGUUGCAAAAAAUGAGGGAACAAGGAUGGGAGACACUCUUACACAAAGUUACUUCAUUUUCAACUAAGCACAAAGUUGAAGUACCUAGCAUGGAUGCUCUUUAUGUUCCCCAAGGAAGAUCAAGGCGUUUUGUUGAACAAGCAACGAAUCUACAUCAUUUUCGAGUUGGAAUUUUUUUUGGAAGUGAUUGA
Messenger RNA from Beta vulgaris subsp. vulgaris (sugar beet), 852 nucleotides. RefSeq lists its product as uncharacterized. The transcript has a single exon. Lineage: Eukaryota; Viridiplantae; Streptophyta; Magnoliopsida; Caryophyllales; Amaranthaceae. The coding region runs from base 1 to 852 and encodes 283 amino acids. The record is from RefSeq and is a predicted model, not a curated record.